CCUCUGGGACACUUCUCACUUACUUUCAGAACAAUUUUCAAACAAGUGCAAGACUCAGAAAGGACUGUUUGGGAUAAUUGACAAAGAAUUUGUUCUUCCCCUCCCUGGCAUCUUGUGGAAUUGGACACAAACUGGAAUAUGUUUCAGUGAUCCUCGGGAGUCAUACGUCAGUGGAGAGAAGAGAGAGCUUUUGCAGAGGGAUACAGAGUGGAGGCAGAGGAGGGCAGAGGUGUGCUGGAUGGGGGCCACAGCCGGGACUGAUGGCAGGAGCCCAGAACACAGUGAGCUCUAAUCACGUCCUCUAGGAGCCGCUAGGUGCUACAGUUCACGUGGAGACACUGAAAAGGUUGUGUGCCCAUGAGGUCGUCCAUGCUGGUCCUGUUCCUCCUCUUCAGUGCCCAGGCUGUGGCCGCCAUCGGAGGAGCAGCACAGCAGCAGUGUCCAGGCAACAACUCCAACUCCAUCCCCACGGUGGACCCCAAACUCUUCACCAAGCGCCGCUACCACUCACCCAGGGUGCUCUUCAGCGCUCAGCCACCUGAUGCAGACCUGGCAGAGUCACAGGGUGCCGGCAAAAGGGCCCGCAGGCGCGCUGGGCAGCCUCAGCACCGUGGAGUUUACUCUGUGUGUGAGAGCAUCAGCGUCUGGGUGGGCAACAAGACCAAAGCCACGGACAUCUCAGGCAACGAGGUGACAGUGCUGCCAGACGUGAAUAUCAACAAUGUUAACAAGAAGCAGUACUUCUUUGAGACGACGUGUCACAGCGCCCGCUCAGGCAGCUCUGGCUGUUUGGGAAUUGAUGCCAGACACUGGAACUCCUACUGCACCAACUCACACACUUUUGUACGAGCGCUGACUUCGUUUAAGAAACUGGUGGCGUGGAGGCUCAUACGCAUCAACGUGGCCUGUGUGUGUGUGCUUAGCCGCAAGUCAUGGCGGCAGUGAAGACACACACACACACACACACACACACACACACACACACACAUGCGCAUAGACAUACUCAUCACCAAAGUCUUUUCACCCUCUGCACAAAGUAAAUUAUUGGUCAAUUAUUAUAUGUCAAAGUUUCAGGACUGCAUGUACUGUACAUACACCAGACCUGGGUCAAAUAGUAUCUGUUUUUUAGCUGUUGUUUUUACCUGUUUAGUAGUACCAAACAUUAAGCUGUUGUUGCUGUGUCACCUAGCAUCUGAUUGUCCUAACUGCGGUUCAUGACAGGUUCAGCUUGCAGAGGUUUAAAACACACAGGAACCGUAUUUAACAAACUUCUAAGAAUUACACUUAAAGGGGAACUCGAUUAAACACAUCACUCUGUUUCCACGUAUUACUGCAAUAUGUGGAAAAAGUUGUAUAAAGCCUUUUGUGUUUCCAGGGGAAGCUAAUAAAUUGCCUCAAGUGAGGUCACUUGAGUCAGUUGGGGCUGAAGACUACAAGUUUGAAGAAUAUGGGGCUGUGCUGUAGAGUUACAAAGAAGUGAGCUUACCAGGUCUCUGUAGCUAGCUCCUCAUCUCUGCUUGAGGAUAGCUGCUCGAGUAUGCAUCAGUGUUACAUUGUGGGUAAUGUAGGCACUAGGUUUUGAUAAGAAAGAAGAAUGCAUGGAAUAAAAAAGAUGAUGUAUAUAUACAAAAUAUACAAAAAACAAAACUGUCCAUCUUGGAUCUCACAAAAAUUUAAGAAAGCCCUAAAAGUUAAUUUAGCGGAAGUGAAGACUAAGACGUUUAUUUAGCGACUUACUCCAGUUUACAGAUAAGUAUAAGGGUAAAGUUUAGAAGCAAUUGUGUGAAAUCCUAUCUGCAGUAAAAUGUGAAAUAAAUUGUUUACAAAUUAAACAAUAAAGAAAAAUCAAACUGGAGCAGGAAAGAGUUAGCCUAGAAAUCUAGACGCACCCUAGCAGCAGCAAAUGUAAUUUGCAGCCACUGUCAUCAACAUCUUGAUGUGAGUCUGGCUUGUCAGGCUAGGAAAGAACAUCUGAUGCUGGUAUAUAUAAUAAGAAGAAUUUAGUUGCACAUUGAAGAUGCAUGCAUGAUCCCAACUAAAUUAAAGCCAGCUUUAUAAUUCUUGUUUGCAAAAAAUCUAAACAAACUGUUGUUACAUUCUAUCUUGUUCUGAAUUAUAUAUGUCACUAUAGAUAUCAAUUUCUUUUCACCAUGAAGACAAAUUACAUUAUAAAACACACCUCAAAAUUUGUGCAUUCACCUUUGUUUCUGUGCUGCAGUCAUUUAUUUACUCUUUAGAGACAACCAGAGAUCUCUCUAUUUCAGCUACAGUUUGUCUCACACUCAUAGAGUUUUACUUUAUCUUUCACUCCCAAACUUUCACUUUUAGCAGUUUAAUAAAUACAGGCCCAGGUUCACAGUUGUUAGGGUUGGAUAGCCCAUUGCCCACAGCCAAUCCUAGUGCUUGAAUGCUAUGCAGGGCGUUCUUUUUCGGAUUAAAUUUGCUGCAGACUAGAUGCAGGAAAGGCUUAUUGCUGCCCUCCACAGGUCACUUGUAGAACUCUAUUUUUUCUAUUGAGUUUUAUGGAGGUUGUCAUACAUAUAAGAAGCCUUACAGCCAACUACUGGAAUGUAAAAGUUUCACAGUGCAAACUAUUUACAGUGCCCAGUUUCCAUUCCAUUCGAAUACCCAAACCCCAGAGUUGAUGCAAAUCCUUCCCUCGGCGUAGUAUCUAGUUCUUCUCCAAAUCCUUUCCUACUUCCCUUGCAUUUAAACAGUACAAUUUAUAUCAUGCCAAUAAAUGGCAGAUCCUUUCUUGUCCAUGCAGAUAUCCUGAGCAGCUUCAGCUUGACAAUCCCUUUUCUGCUUUGAUCUUAUCCACUUUCACUUCCUUACACUGUGCUGACCCAGCAUGGUGAUUUAUAUCACAGUGCAGGCCCUUUGCUUGUCUUUUAUGCACUCCAGCAAGGUGCUAGCUAUCGCAAUGCUAGAAAGAUAAACCUCUCCUGGCAAGCAAGUCCUUUCCGUUGAGGUAAAUGUCUUCUGUUUGGUGAAUGCGCAUCCUUAUUGUUGUUGUCUGUGGUGCUAAAAAAGAUGUUCCCUUUAUGAACCAGAGAUGAAUUCCGGGAGUCCACUCAGAACAAAGGCGCCACCAAUUAUUGUCAAUCAUUGUUCCGACAUCUAGCUACAGAGGUAAACAAUGUACAUGGGAGAAGUUAGUAUCUAGGGUUUAUUUUUGCUAGAAAGGGUCUAGUUUAACCCAACCAUGACCUUUUCCUAAACCUAACCCAGUAGUUUGUUGCCUAAGCAAGAUUCCUGUCAGAAAAUGCAUUCUGCCCUAAAGUCUAACUUCUACCAUGUGCGUAAAGCACUAAAUAAUUUCAUAGUUCCUAGUUCCACGUGACCUUUAACCUCCUUUCAACCUCUGCAGCAGAUGUUAUUCAAAUCUCAGAUACGAUGACCUCUAGUGGCAGUUAGGUGACCACUGCAAGACACAGGAACUGGGUUUAAACCACAGACCGUAUAAAAGAAGUUUAAACCACAGGCGCAUGUCAAACUUGUGAAGACACAGCAGUGGUGUUUAAGAAACGACAUGAUUUUACAUGGGUCUUAAACCUUAAACAGCAGCUAAGUUAGUGACAGAGU
Messenger RNA from Perca flavescens (yellow perch), 3585 nucleotides. RefSeq names its product nerve growth factor b (beta polypeptide) (gene ngfb). The coding region runs from base 358 to 945 and encodes 195 amino acids. Gene Ontology annotation, cellular component: synaptic vesicle; axon; dendrite. Gene Ontology annotation, biological process: modulation of chemical synaptic transmission; positive regulation of peptidyl-serine phosphorylation; negative regulation of neuron apoptotic process. The transcript has 3 exons. Gene Ontology annotation, molecular function: nerve growth factor receptor binding; growth factor activity. Lineage: Eukaryota; Metazoa; Chordata; Actinopteri; Perciformes; Percidae. The record is from RefSeq and is a predicted model, not a curated record.